Argiope bruennichi is the source of this 1065-nucleotide messenger RNA. RefSeq lists its product as uncharacterized. The transcript has a single exon. Gene Ontology annotation, molecular function: zinc ion binding; nucleic acid binding. NCBI's taxonomy places the organism in Eukaryota, Metazoa, Arthropoda, Arachnida, Araneae, Araneidae. The coding region runs from base 1 to 1065 and encodes 354 amino acids. The record is from RefSeq and is a predicted model, not a curated record.
AUGAAAUUUGCAGUUAGACCAUAUUUUCCAAACCCCCUGCGGUGUUUUAAAUGCCAGCGUUUUGGGCAUUCACAAGAUUCCUGCCGUGGAACUCUUAUUUGUGCCCGCUGUGCGGAAGCUGGUCAUGACAGUUCUGCAUGUACUAAACCAGAGAAAUGCGUAAAUUGCAAAGAUUCUCAUACUUCCUUUUCCCGUUCCUGUUCUGCUUGGAAAUUUGAAAAAGAAGUGAUUGCUGAGAAGGUAAAAAAAGAUAUUUCUUAUAUCGAAGCCAGACAGAUUGUGAAGUCUCGCACUCCACCUCCAGGCGUCAGCUAUGCAUCUGUGGUGAAUAAAACAUUCGGAACCACAAGCACUCAGAUCUUAUCUGCAGUCCUACCAUCCGAUUCUGCUCGAUUUAAAAUAUCGUACAUACCUUCGGAGACCUGCCCUAGAUAUGACGAAUCUUUUAUAGCAGCAUUCAAUCCCAGUACAUGUGGAGAGAAAACCGAAGAAAUGCGUAAAUCCACUGUCUCAGAAUCUAAUAUAAGUUCAUCUGAUUGCUCUGGUUUUAAAAAAGUUAAUAACAGUAAAAAGUUCAAAAAAGAUUAUAGGAUUAAUAAAGAUAAUCAAAAACUAAAUAUUAGUAACGCACCGAAACAUUAUAAAACCUCGCAUCUUUCAGAAUCUCACAAGAUGAACUUGGAUAAAAAAGAGAGUGCAAAGUUCCAUAAAACUUCACCUAGAAAGCCUCCCCUUUCCGCUUCCGUAGAGGGCAAUUCUGGAACGAAUGAUGUAACAAGUGCUGCUUUGAUUACAAACUCUCCAGCCCUUGUUUAUUCAGCUGAUACUGAGACUCGAAUUUUAGCUGACCUUCCUUCGGGAAACUCCAGUGAUCCAUUACGUCAGGAAUCGGAUACUGACGCAGAAAUGUGUUCUAGUGCAUCGGAAGGUGAUACACUGGAAUAUAUGUCAGAAAACUUAGAGGAUACAUCUGAAGACACUAGUCCUCCAACUCCGCCUCUACCAACUACUUACAAGCAAACGGGAGAAAAGAUACUCCCAUAUUAUUAUUCCAACAAAAUAUAA